GGGUUCACACAAUUGAAAUGGAAACACGACUCGUCGCCGAUAAACAGCCACCGUGCUGCUAAUGCAUCUGGUAGCUGUGGUACAUGCUAGUGUUUUUGCAGGUCCUUCAAACUGGGGCGAGUCGAGUCUCAUGCGAUUGCCUUAAAACUUGAUUUUAACUAGUGGUCAAGAGAUUAGAACGAGCAUGGCAAUUUGUCAUAUUAAUUGGCAGUGUUUUUCCCAACUCUUGCAAAAAGGGACACAUUUUACACGAACACACGUUAUCAAAGUAGUUGCACAUUUAUUUACCACAACUACUCUGCAAUAAGGCAAUCGUAUUCUGUAUCUUUAUAGCUGUAUAGAAUCUGUAUAGCAUAGUUCAACAGCAAGGUGACUCAAGUGUUUUACAAAGACAUGAAAAACAGAAGAACAAAAGAAAAUUAAAAGACGUAAUUUACCAAUCAUCAAAAAAAUCAUUGACACUAAAACGGAAAUAGGAAUUAAAAGUUUAAAACCCAUAAAAAGAGCAUACAAGUUUAAUAUAAUCUACCUAAAGGCAAUGUUGAAAAUGUGAGUUUUUAACCUUGAUUGAAAUUAACUCAUCUGAUCUACAGUUUUAUGGGAGUUCGUUCCAGAUAUGCGGGGCAUAGAAACUAAAAGAUUUUUGUUCUGACUCUUGGAACGGAGGAGGUCAAUGUUCAACCCUAUUAAAACGCCAAAUACACCUAACAUUCUACCCCACCACGGAGUCCGAGUGUAGCUGGCUCAAGUGUUUUUGUCAUUUUAUUUGCACGCUGUCAUUCGUGAGUGACCUUGCCAGAUAACGGUGUAGCCUCUUCGCCACAGUCAAAGGCAACUUUGUCGCGUUAAAGAGUAAACAACUGACGAGUGCGAUCACCUCGUGUGUGACACAUGCCAUGUGUACGCCGUGCAAAAGCAACGCAGAGAACAAAUGUUACACUUUGCAACUCAUGCUAGCCACGGAAACGCUCUGUGUGUGCUCCGCAGUGUUAGCCACUGAGCUAACGUUUCAGUGAGCCAUGUAUGAGCUAACAGCACAGGUCACCAGCAGCCUGCUGCCUUUCCCAGCAGUGACCCUCGAGGCUGUUGGAGAGGAUGAGAUAACGCAGGACUCUUUGCUUCAAGGCAGGUUUACUGUUGGUCGUGGAGGACAUGCUUGGCUCGCCUGUGGGCCCCAUCUCGAGUUUGUCCACGCACUGACCGGAGAACGUCUGUCUGCGUACCGCUUCAGUAGCGAAGGGGAGCACCCGCCUAGCAUCCUCACCGCAAGGGACUUUAGAUGGCUCAAAAGGUCUGGAUUGCUGGUGGGCUUAGAGGAAACCGAAGGCAGCGUGCUCUGUCUUUAUGACUUGGGACUAUCCAGGGUGGCCAAAGCUGUGGUUAUUCCAGGCAGAAUUACAGCCAUAGAACCGUUAGUGAGCUAUGGUGGAGCAAGCACCUCCACCCAGCACCUCCACCAGAGUCUUCGCUGGUUCUUUGGGAUUGCUGCCGUAGUAACGGAUCUCGGCCAUGUUCUGCUAGUGGACCUCUGUCUGGACGACCUCUCUUGCAACCAGAGCGAGCUGAAGGCUUCAGGUUUGCAAGUAGUGACCAAAACUCCAAAAGAGAUUCCCAAGCUUCGGGAAGUGAGCACCAGAGAGGGGAGACAUCUUUCCCUCCAGCUAAAUGGGCCGAGUGGUGUGUCAGCCACAGCACUGCACUACAUCCCUAGAACAAACCAACUGGCCGUGGGCUUCUCUGAUGGCUACUUGCAGCUUUGGAACUUGAAGUCUCUCAGAAAAGAAUACCACUCCCAGUUAGAUGGUGGCAGAGUACCCGUCCAUGCCUUCACCUUCCAGGAGCCGGAAAAUGACCCCAGGAACUGCUGCUACCUCUGGGCUGUCCAGUCUUCUCAGGAUCAAUCCACCCAGUAUCACCUCUCACUUCUUUCACACCCACACAGAGAGGGAGAUAUGGUCAGUCUCAGGCUGCUACAGAUGGCUUUUAGUGAGCGGAAGUGUCUAGCCUCAGGGAAGAUCCUCUAUGAGGGUUUAGAGUACUGUGAGGAGCGUUACAGUCAGGAGCUCAGUGGUGCAGCUUUUCCUCUCAGAGCCCAAACCAUCAACACCCGCCUGCUGUGCUGCCAGACCAUCGAGAAAUUCCGACCCCACCCAGACAGGGAUGACAGCAUGAAUGAAGUUGCAUCGCCAGACACCAGCGUUGCCAUCUUUAGCUGGCAAGUCAAGGCCUACGGACAGGGAACGCCAUCUACCUACAUUGGGAUUUUUGACAUCAACCGUUGGUACCAUGCACAAAUGCCAGACUCAUUCAGAAUGGGCGAGUCUUUGCAGAACUGUCCCUACCUUGCAAUUUGGUGUUUGAACCCAGUGACACAAAUGGCUUCGCCGCACACCCUACUGGAUGUGGUGGUACAGGAUCACAGUCUCAGCAGAGGUCUGCCUUUAACUUUCCCCCCACCAGAACAGUACUUUAACCCAACCGCAUAUAACUUUGAUGCCACCUGUUUAUUCAACUCUGGAAUUGUCCAUUCAAAUUGCUCUGGAUAUCAGAAAGAGACCUUGAGCUUUUUGAAGAAAGCUGCUCCCUGUUCCAGGGACCUCAUCUCCAGCAGCUAUUCACGUUGCCUAAUGUCAGGCCUUCUGUCAUCUCGCCUUGUGGACGCCCACACCUCCAGCAUCUCGCAGGAGGAGCAGCUGGAUGCCAUCCUGUCAACUGCUUUAGAGACUAACUCUUUGGGACUUAUCACUGGUUGCAUAAAGCAGUGGACUGCAGAGGAACAACCUGGCUCUGCACUAAACCUGCGCUACAUCUUGGAUUGGGCCUGGAACAAAGUGACCCAGACCAAGGAGGAACUGGAUGGCAUCUGUGCACCGCUGUUCGACACCUCGUCCAACUUCACGGAUCCUCAGACCAUGCAGUUGCUGCAGCACAGCCAGAGGCUACUGGAAAAUCUCAGAACCAUCUUCCACUGUCUGCUCACUGAAGCGCAGGAGCUCACGCAGAAUGGUCUACUCGGUCUGAUCAACAAGAAUGUGGUGUCCAGUCUGAUUUCCAAGUACGCACAAGUGGUCCUCUGGUUCUGUCGCACUGGCCUGCUGCCCGAAGGUUCAGAUGUUGAUGCCAUGCAGAUCCCUAGGCCUUUCUACAGUCACUCAGUCAUCAGCAACUAUUACUCUAUUCGCAGGGAGGAUCUCACCACUCUAGCGAAGGGCAAGUGGUGUGCAGACUGUCUGAUGAUUGACAGUUUGGUCAGCCAAUGUGGAGAGCAGUUGACCAACCUUUGGAAAAGGGAUGAAGGUGGAACAGGACAGUACCCACCACCUACCCUUCAUGCUUUGCUGGAUAUUUAUCUUCUGGACAGCGUUGAUGGGGCUGCAAAACAUGCGAUUGUAAUCUAUUUAUUGCUAGAUGUCAUGUACUCUUUCCCCAGUAAGGAGGGCGCGUCAGUUGAGUCAUUUCCCACAGCGUUUGACAUCCCUGUCGGAUUAGUUAAACUGGUACAAGGCCUCUGGCUGUUGGACCACCGUGACUACCAGGGUUCAUUCGAGCUGCUCCUGAAUCCAUCCGCCUCUCAGUGUCACUUUGACUGGCAGCAUGAGCGCAUCCUGCAAGCACUAAUGUGCCAGGGCCAACACUCAUUGGCACUCCGCUAUUUUUACGUUACAAAGCCCCCCAUUUCCUCAAUUUCCCAGGCCAGACUAUGUCUGGCUGUACUGCUACACAACAGGUGUCUCACUGAGGCAUGGUCAUUACUACGGCAACACUCGAGUCAUCUCAAUGUGGCCGAGCUGCACAGCUUCCUGUACGAGAGCUGCCAGGAGCUGGGUCUCAUCAAAGAGCUACUCAAACUGCCCCUCGGCCCCACUGAACAGGAAACUUUGGAGAAGUUUCUUCACAGUGCAGGUGGUGUCCAAAACAGGGAAAUACUGUUGGUUCAUUACCUUCAGCAAGCCAACUACAUACCUGCCCUACGACUCAACCACAGCCUCAAAAUGCACCUUGUGAACGAGCGUGACCCAACGCUUAAAGAGCGAUCAAACACCCGCAACUCUAUAUUGGACCAGUAUGCCAAAGUUUUGCCCAGAGUUCAGAGGAAACUGGCAAUGGAGAAGGCUAAAACCUACCAACAUCCCAGCACCAUCCGCAAAGAAGUGACUCGUCCACAGCCACUGUCAACUAUCAGCAAGCGUUCUGCCAAUGGGAAGGUGAUAUCCAGGGCGGGUUUCAUCAACAAUGUCCUGACCAAGAUUGAGGAGUUGUGGUUGGCUGAAGGAGAGACGCCACAGUCUUCCCCUGAUAGGAAUCCAAGAACUCCUGGAUUCCUGAGUCCACCACUUAAACCCACAUCCCAAACCCAAGCAGAACCAUUCCUGGGAACUCCAAUUUCUAUGAGCUCUAAACGAAAGUCAAGGCUGAUAGACAUGGUGGUUCAUCCCUCCUGUCACACCCCUCGACCUCUUCUCAGUCCUGCCAGACCUUCUUGGGCCAUUCUCAAAAGCACCACUAAGGCCCCUGAAUUUAACCUGCUGCAAACUCCACUGAUUGUGAAGCGUGCUCGUGCCCUAGCUGCUUCCAGCAGAGUCUUCUCAGCCUUCACCCCUCAGUCCAUCCUCCGCAGUAGCCAGAGGCCCACUCCCAUGGCCACUCCCUCCGCAUCUCCCAGGAAAUCCAUCACACCGCCGCUUCGCAGCAAAGAGAGCAGGAUCACCUUUAGUGAAGUGGCUGAGUCUCCUGAACCAGAAAACGAUAUCCACUGGACCAACGGGAUGGCAGCAAACAGUGAGAUAAGCCUGCUCACCAGAGGAGCCAGCCUGUCUCACACACGUAAGACAUGGUCCGUUCAAAUGGAUGAAGAUGAAGAAGCAGACCCACCCCAUGCAAAGUUCAUGCCUCCUGAAGGUGGUAUUCCCUCACCACAGCUGAGAUGCUCUCUGAGGGAAUCAUUUUCUAUUCACGAAGCUGCAGAAUCAACCAAACCGUCGGAGGCGCCACAAGCUCAACUUAGUUUGAGCUUUGACACCAGCCAGAGUUUCCGGUCAACAGACACCACUCUGGAAUACUAUGAUGCUGCUCUUCCAGGCGACCAUCGAGAGGAAGGAGAGCAUAUCAAUACAGAGAAAGGCGAUGGCGUUGUGACUGUGAACCUCAAGUUUUCAAGUGAAAGUGAAAAGCUAGAAUCAGAGCAGAACUCUAUUCCACCUACUCCUCUGCAGAUAGCAAAUGACGCUCAGCAUGAAGACCAGGAGCUGAAGAACGAAGAGACAUUUGAAGAUGUGAUGGAGAUUGCUGUGGAGCAAGAGCAGUACAACAAAGAAGAAGCUGAGUGCAAAAUGGAGAAUGAGGUAGACACUGAAUCAGGUAGCAAACAAGAAGAUCCUGAAGGUUUUGAAAAAGAAGAACCAUCCUGUCAUGGUGGUGAGCUGGUGGACACUGCCCCAGAGACAGAAUCACAGUCAUUGAUCACUGAGGAGAAUACCACCCAGUCAGAAUUCCUUGAAUCCACGGCCACUUUAGAGCACCUGAAAGCAUGUGGAGACUCUCAAGCCAUCACGAUCACGCAGCAUGUAACCGCAUGUGAAGAUGGUGAAGUCACAAAGUUCACUCAGCGCAUGAAUGCAUUUGGAGAUACCGAAACUACUAUAUUCACUGAGCCUGCGAAAACAUGUGGAGAUUCUCAGCCUGGAGAUGUACCACCAGAGAAUCUGGAGCAAUCAACAGAUCUGACAGAGUUUGUGGAGCGACAUUUGUUUGGUAGUGGUCUGUCUCCUCCUCUGACCCGCUCUGGAAUCCAUGUCUUAUCCCAGACACCCCCCAGCGGUGCGGUAGAAGAGGAAGAGCAGGCUUCUGCUGAAGCUCCACCCAUGUUCACCAGCCAAAAUUCCACCCCCUCUGUGACGUCUUCUGAGCCAACAGGGACAGACUCCCACUCUGUUGUGAGUGUGAACGAAAGCGAAGAACUUUCAAGCUCCGACGAUGAGGAGGAGGAUGAGGAAGAGGAGGAUGAGGAGGCGGCGGCGGAGGAGGAGGAAGAAGAAGAAGAAUCUGAUGAGGCAGAAGAAGAGUGUAAUGAAGAGGAGGAUGACUCUGGUAGUGAAGUGGAGAUCAUUGAGGAGAUCCAGGGCAACGGGAGCCUGCGAGCCCUCCCACCAGACUCUGCCUUUAUCCAUGAUGAACACAAUCACUUCUUACCGAUGUUGUCGGAGCAGGAAGCUGCAGAGUUUUCUCUUAUCCCGCCAGGUGUUGAGAUGAAGGUGGUCGGAGAGGAAAUGGAAGGCGAAGUAUUAAUGGUGAGACUUGGCGCUGAUACAGAAGCGAUUGAGGCGCUCGAGGGUGAGGGUCCAAGGUCGUCCUACAUGGAGCUUAAACCUUCAACCACUCUCCUGGUUCCUCUCGAGCUUGUGGACGGCCAACAAGAGGUGAUUGACAGCUCCCCCCUACAACUGCCUGAGAUCCAGCAACCCGUCGUGCCAGAUGAGCAGAGGUGUGAAACUCAUGGCACCUUCUCGUUAAUGCUGGACAUGGAUGAGGAUGGGGCUAAAGAGGUGGCUAUGAUGCCAGUGGAGGAUUAUCUGCAGUCAUCAGAACCAAUUGUAGUGCCCACUGAUGACCUGGCGACACAACCAGACAUUAUUCUUCUGGCCCCGGAUGCUAUCGAGUUUGAGGAGGCCAUACAAGAAGAUGAGAGGAAGGAAAUGGAGCCUGUGGAUGGGAUUCAAAUCGAUGGUCAGACUGACCUACAGUACAAUUACACUGAGGCAGAACUGAAGGUGGAAGACGCUCAAGAACAAAUAGAUUCUAAAGAUCUGGAGCCUGCCAUUCUACCAGACUCUGAGUCUACAUCAGUGGAGGAACCUGCAGAGGUUUUGGAAGACGGAGAAGGUAAAAAUUAUGUACUAGCACAAGAUGCCAAUGAGGAGGAGAUGGAACAAGAGGAAGGCAAACCUAAAUUUACUGAGGCCCAGAAAGACUAUGAAGACAAUGAGCCUGCUAAGAUGGAAGGAACUGUCACUCAUCCAGAGCCCACAAGCUCUUUGGAGGAAGAACAGCAGCAUCUGGACCCCACAGAGCUGGAUAGCAAGGAAGAACGUCCAAGUGAGACCAAAACAAUUAGUGAAGCGGUUCAAAAUGAUUUCACUUCCACAACAGAACCUGAAGAUGUCCCAGAGACUUCAACUUCUCAAAAGACCGUUCAGUUCACUCCUACACGGAUGACAACACGGGCGAGGCGAACGGUUACGUUCAUCUCUCCCCUUCCUGUGGAACUGCCCAGUCGAACACCUAGAAACAAAGAGACCAAAGUCCGAGCCAGCACACCUCGGAGAAGCUCUCGCAGAGCUCCACCUGAACUUUCUCAAAUGCAGGAGGAAAGUUCAAAGAAGCAGGACAUUGUUGAUGAUGCUACAGCAGCUUUCCAUACCUCCUCUGUUGCUUCUCCUUCCAGACAACAAGCUUCUCGAAGAGCGACUCCAGUAAGAACUAGACAAACAAGUGGAAGUAAGGACAAAUCUGAUGCCGGAGAGGAGGAACCUGAAGAUGUCACUAAUGCAAACAUUGCUCCUGAAGUAGCCACCAGGAUUUCCAUCCUAGACAAACGCAGGAGCUCUCAGACUAGCACCCCGAGGAGGUCCAGUCGUAGAAUCCAUAACAGCGAUGAGUUGUUGCAAACAACACUGGAGGUAAUAAGGGAGGAGAACAAAGAACACAAGGUUUUUUCACCAGCUGUCAAACACAGCACCAGAAAGACGAGGCUCAAACCAUCAAAGGAGGAAGAGGACAAUACCCAGCCCAAAUCCAGCCCGAGUAGAGCGACACGUCAGUCCAGGCGCAUCACUCUGAAUGUCAAUCCACAGAGCGCAACAAAGAUGGAGGCGAGCAUCAGUGAUGCCGUGGACGAGCUUGCACCGAGCAGCAACACUGCGUAUCGCCGGCGGACAGCUAGAGGCAAACUUUGGGACCACCCGGAGGAAGACCUCUUUUUACUGCACACACCUUUAGAAGCGGAUUCUGAAGCCCCAGUAGCAGACGCCCUCAUCAAGAGGCUUCAAGACGAGGAGGAGAAGCCGAAAGUAGGAGUUGUCAGAAAAAUGUUAAAGACCAGGAGGACACCAUCCGUGGAUGUCCUGGUGGUAGAUCCUGCGGAGGAUGAGACCAGCCCAGGAGAACAUUUAUUCCUUCACUUGCCCUCACGAAGGAGAACAAGAGUGUCAGCAGCCAGCAGAGCAGUGUCUCCAGGUCCUGGUGAAGAUGUUCCAGGUGCCGUCACUUGCAGCAAGAGAAGUGUCAAAAGUGCAUCAAAGGAAGAAUUUACUUCAGAAGCAGACUAUGUGGAAGAGGACAAGGCAGCUUCCAAAAUCAGAAAAACUGCCAAGCGAAAAGCCAAAUCCGCCUUGGAACCACUUCCAGCAGUCGAAGCAGAUCUGAUCUCACCACUGUCCAGCCCGGCCAAUCAGGCCCCGCAAGCCCAGAAGAGGAUAAAGGAAGCGGGCUCUCAGAGGUUGUCCAUCAUGAACUUGCGCCGUAAACGCAUAAUGGACAGCGUUUUCACCAAGCCCAUCACGCGCAGGAAGAAGCUCUGAUGGAAAAUGUAUUUCGACUCUUUAAGUGAUGCUCAGUGCAUUUCGAGGAAGUUCAUCAGUGGCCAUUUUGAUUGGGUUUGAUGCUGGCAGCAGUCAGCUGCUAGUUAUUUACAGACGUUCUCAUAAAAAAAUCAAGGGUGAAAAAAGUCAACUUGCCGUUUGUGAGGAGGCAUUAAAUCAGUGGUGUCCAAACUGCAACCCCUAGGCCAUUUGGAUCCCGUCAUCCAUUUUUUAGCGGCAUGACACAUGGCUGCAAUGGCAGUUAACAAAAAAGUGGGUUGAAGGUGGGUGGAGUUUGGGUUUUGAAAAAAAUGGGCUUGGGUGGAGUGUUACAACCCACAUAUUUGGGGGGGGAGACUACCAAUACUGCAAAGUUGUUUGUAUACAGUUGACCCUCACUUAUUUGCGAUUCAUCACCCGCGGAUUCACCUAUUUGCAGAUUUUAUUUUUAUUUUUAUAUACUUUGUUUUUGUUUUUCUUCUUGGAGGACCCACUAUCGUUUUUUGUUUAAAAAAAUGCUUAUUGGCAGUGAAUCCCCGCUUCAAGAAUACCACCCACCCCCAUGCAAUUAUAAUGGCCACCAAUUAGUCACAAUUAUUAUUUUUUUGCUAUUCAUGGUCAGUCCCUCACGAAUAGCGGGGGUCCCACUGUACUGUACACCUUUUUUAGAUAUGCAAAUAAACUAUUUACAAUUAACAUAGUAACAGCAUUUCUCUUUAAUAACACUGUUUUUAAUAAAGAAUUCACAUUUAGAAGUAAAACUGGUUUCCUUUAGUCUGCUUACUACAGAUUGCUCCUGUUUUAGGUCAAAAUGUCGAGAUGGGAUUUGGUUGUUAUUCAGUGCAGGUGUGGAUCUAUUCCAGUGGGCCUUGCAAUUUUUUAAAUCCUCUUUGCAUUUUUCCCUUAUAACAAAAUAUUUUCAAAAUGGCCACAAUAUAUAAUUGCUCGAUUUAUUAAUAUUAGCGUGUUUAAUAAACUCAAGUCGCAUUUCAAAGUGGCCCUUGCAUCCUUUUAUAUGGGGCCUUUGGGUGGAAAAGGUUUGGACACCCCUGCUUUAAAUGCAUUCAUUCUCAAGUGUUUGUGGUUCAAUUUUAAACAAUGCCAUUCAGAAGAAAAGCAACCAAUAUUUUUAACAAUUUGUAAAAAAAAACAACAUUUUUUUGUUUCAAAUAAAGUUAUAAAUGUGAAAAAAAUGUUCAUUAGGAUUUAUCACAUUGACAUCUAAUCUCACUGCUAGUCUUAAAUUUUGAAUUCACUGGUGUGGCGCACGACAUGUUCAUUGGUGCCAAAACAUUUGGACUCUUCCUCCUGGGAAUACUGUACAGUGUGCAAAGAAGAAAAACAUAUUUUGGAUUUGGUGACUUGGGUGGGUUCAUUGUAUGGCUGAUACAAAGGCUGUUUUAUGAAGUGUAGAAUGUCUUAUUUUUGAUGAUGACUGCUCUUUGAUAAAUAGAGUAAAGAUUGAUGAACAAUUGGA
Molecule: messenger RNA, 10053 nt
Organism: Phyllopteryx taeniolatus (common seadragon)
Lineage: Eukaryota; Metazoa; Chordata; Actinopteri; Syngnathiformes; Syngnathidae
Gene: ahctf1
Product: AT hook containing transcription factor 1
Exons: 40
Coding region: 1020-8576 (2518 amino acids)
Molecular function (GO): protein binding
Source: RefSeq, a predicted model, not a curated record